GUUCAAAGUUCAGUUCGGAUCAGUCCGUGUCUUAUCGUCAUCGCGAGUGUUUUGUGUUUGCAUGUUUGGAAAGCAUAACAUGUUAAUCGUGCGUUCAGUGAUGAACAUUGGAAAGGGAUGCAGCGCGAGCCAAAGCAUCAGUCGCGCGCAGAUCGAAGUGAUCGCGUGUGAAACACAUGAACCUUAAUUUGAUUUAAAGAGACACUGACCCCCUUUCAUCACAGUCUGGUUUUGAAGUGUACCAUGGCAGCCGAGCUCUCCUCCUCCAUAAACAUUAAAGAACCUCGAUGGGAUCAGGGAACAUUUGUGGGUCGAGCAAAGCAUUUCUUCACUGUCACAGACCCCAGAAAUAUCCUCCUGUCAAAUGAACAACUAGAAAAAGCACGUCAGAUUAUUCAGGAUUACAAACAAGGGGUGGUAAAGCCAGGUCUCAGUGAAGAUGAGCUUUGGCGGGCAAAGUAUGUUUUUGACUCUGCAUUCCAUCCGGACACGGGUGAGAAAAUGCUCCUGAUUGGUCGCAUGUCUGCUCAGGUCCCCAUGAACAUGACCAUCACUGGAUGCAUGAUGACGUUCUAUAGGACGACUCCAGCUGUUCUGUUUUGGCAGUGGAUCAAUCAGUCUUUCAAUGCAAUAGUCAACUACACCAACAGAAGUGGAGAUGCCCCCAUCACUGUAAACCAACUUGGCACAGCAUAUGUAUCAGCCACCACUGGGGCGGUGGUUACUGCUUUAGGACUAAAUGCAUUAGCAAAGCAUGUGUCUCCACUCAUAGGCCGCUUUGUGCCAUUCGCUGCUGUAGCUGCUGCAAACUGUAUCAAUAUUCCACUGAUGAGACAACGGGAACUUAAACACGGCAUUCCAGUAACAGAUGAGAAUGACAAUCGGUUAGGAGAAUCUUCAAAGGCAGCUCAACAGGCCAUUACACAAGUGGUGGUGUCCAGAAUCCUCAUGGCCUCUCCAGGAAUGGCCAUCCCUCCAUUUUUAAUGAACUCCUUGGAAAAGAAGGCCUUUCUCAAGAGGUUUCCAUGGAUGAGUGCACCCAUUCAAGUUGGCUUGGUUGGAUUUUGUCUUGUGUUUGCAACUCCAUUGUGCUGUGCAUUAUUUCCACAAAAGAGUUCUAUGGCGGUGAGUCGCUUGGAACCAGAGUUACAGGAAAAAAUUCGAGCCAGUCAUCCUGGAGUGGAGACGGUCUAUUUCAACAAAGGACUGUGAGAAAAAAAUCUGUGAAUCUCCACUUUACUGUAACUGUUUUACUCACUCAACAUCUUGUUUGUGUGCCAAAGUUCACGUUCCUCUCCAGGACAUCCCAACUCAGUCAUUUUGGAAGAUGUUUUGACAUUUUUGACUGUUUAAAUUGUUUUUAAAAGAAGUACAUUUUGUCAUUGCUGAUCUGUGCCAGUCUUUUGUUGGACAUGUGUAUGACGGUGUUUAUUACUGUACAUACAGUACAUGUAGUAUGUUUUAAGUUUGCAAUUGAAUCUGUGUGUGCUGCCUCUUUAUUCCAUGUGCCAUUUAAUGCCAUUUUCAGGAAGGAUCAAAGAUGGCAGAUUAUGUUCUUUGUCCUUUCUGUUAGUAUGUAUUGCAUCAUUGUUAUCAGUAUUCUCUGUUUUAUCUUUUAAUGAGGGUCGCUGUUUAUACAGUACUGCCAAAUUUCAAAUUCAGUUUUAAGAAAAGUCAUGGGACCUCUAUACACUGAUCAGCCACAACAUUAAUACCACCUGCCUAAUA
Molecule: messenger RNA, 1728 nt
Organism: Myxocyprinus asiaticus (Chinese sucker)
Lineage: Eukaryota; Metazoa; Chordata; Actinopteri; Cypriniformes; Catostomidae
Product: sideroflexin-1-like
Exons: 11
Coding region: 244-1212 (322 amino acids)
Biological process (GO): serine import into mitochondrion; monoatomic ion transport
Cellular component (GO): mitochondrial inner membrane
Molecular function (GO): monoatomic ion transmembrane transporter activity
Source: RefSeq, a predicted model, not a curated record